Messenger RNA from Saprolegnia diclina VS20, 594 nucleotides. RefSeq lists its product as hypothetical. The transcript has a single exon. The coding region runs from base 249 to 581 and encodes 110 amino acids. Lineage: Eukaryota; Oomycota; Saprolegniomycetes; Saprolegniales; Saprolegniaceae. Gene Ontology annotation, molecular function: ATP binding; protein kinase activity. The record is from RefSeq and is a predicted model, not a curated record. Gene Ontology annotation, biological process: protein phosphorylation.
AAGACUCUAGGCUACUCGCUUCCUGGAGUCAUAACUCUCCAGCGAUACACGCUUGCAUCGGCCUGGCAUGGCUUGACCGAACCAGACACAACACCAGCAACGACCUCUCCAAGGAACUCAGGCAGAUCAAGCAGCAGGCGACGUUUCCGUGGCGAGAGCGCUGCAAGAUUGCGCUCAAGAUCAUCACGGCGAUCGAGUACCUCCAUAAGUGGCGAAUCGAGCACUUGGACCUCAAGUCGCUUAACAUCAUGCUCGCGCCCGAGAAUGAGAUUCCGAUCGUUGACUUGGGUGAGGCCGUGCGCAUAGCCAACCCCAACAGCUACAACGAAGUCGCUGGCGUCGGGACAUACCUGUGGAUGGUAUCCGAGAUCCUUGCCGGCCGAAUGGUCCACGCCACGAAAGCCGACAUUUUUUCGUUCGGUAUCAUUCUCUCGGAGAUCGCAAUGCUCGUCGAGCCCAACAGCGACAUGAGGUUUACAACCGAGUUUGUUUUGGAGAAGAGCGUCGAAAGCGGCGUACGGCCGACGAUGGACACGUCGGUUCCCGAGCGGAUUUGCAAGCUGGAACCCGAACGCAGAUGAACGACCGACGGCU